AUGAAAUCACUUUCAUUCAUUAUAUCGUCAGGUCUUCUUGGCCUGGCGGGUGCUGAAUCCAUCGGCCUCCUCAAGUCUGAUGGCGUGGCCUUGGGCAGCUGGGAAACUGCCUACAAGAAGGCUUCCGACUUUGUGGAAUCGCUCACUCCGGCCCAAAAACUGUCUUUGAUUACCGGCUCGAGUAUCAACAUUACAGAUGGCAGCUUUGACGCCCUUGCCUUCCUGGACGGGGAGAUGGGUCUCCAUAACUACUUCUACGUAUCUGCUUUCGGUGAAGCCAAUGCCAUUGCCAUGACCUGGGACGAGGACGCUAUAUAUGCACAGGCUAAGGCGAUUGGCUCCGAGUUCUACAACAAGGGUGUGCAGGUCUUGUCUGGUCCGACCAGUCAGCCACUGGGAAGGACUCCCUGGGGAGGAAGAGAUGUUGAGGGAUUUGGGCCCGAUCCAUACUUGAACGGAUUGGCUACUGGAUUGGGCACCAAGGUGUAUGCAGCAUACCAAACCAACCGAACUGGCGGUGAUGGAGGAGGCCCUGGAGGAUCUCCACCCGGGAUGUCGACGAGGUCAACUGCGUCCUCCUCUGCCGGAGCAGCCUCUGGUACCCCCCAAGCGUCUGGCGCGGCAUCAUCUGGUGGUCCCUCCUCCGGUGGUGGCCCCUCUGGGUCCGGCUCCAGCUCUGGUUCAUCUGCGCCUUACUCGUCUAACACCGAUGACAUAACGCUUCAUGAAACCUAUCUCUGGCCCUUCUACGAUGCUGUCCGGAACGGCAUGGGCGCGGUGAUGUGUGCGAUGAUCAAGGUCAACGGUACUAUGGCCUGCCAGAACUCUGACCUACUCAUGAAACACCUCAAGACUGAGAUAGGUUUUCCUGGUCUCGUCUGGCCAGACGCCAACGCCCAAGAUAGCGCAACACUCUCGGCCUUGAAUGGAGAGGACUACGGAUCCAGCAGCAUCUGGACCAACUCGACCAUUGAUGCUCUCCUAUCCAAUGGCACCCUGACCCAGGCUCGAUUCAACGACAUGGCGAUUCGUAAUGUCAUCGGAUACUUCCACGUUGGACUGGACAACGGCAAACAGCCCAGUGCCCAGGACCAAGAUGCGUACGUGGAUGUGCGCGCGAAUCACUCCAAGUUAAUCCGCCAGAACGGCGCGAAGUCCUUGGCUCUUCUCAAGAACAACGGUGGUCUACCACUUAACAAGCCUCGCGUUAUGAGUGUUUUUGGUGCCCACGCUGGCGCCGUCACUGGAGGCCCCAACGCCGCUAUGGAUAUCAACGGAUCCGGACCUACGUCCCAGGGACACCUGGCCACCGGUACUGGGUCGGCCCAGUCCUCCUCUCCCUAUCUGAUUACGCCGCACAUCGCCCUGACAAACAGAGCCGUUGAAGACGGAACCAUGCUACGCUGGAUCCUGAACGAUACGUACGCCUCUAGCGGUGGAUCGUCGUUGAUCCCCGAGUCGACUGACAGCACAGCUGUCUCCCUGUCAUAUGAAAGCUACGCCAGCGGCUCUGAUGCCUGUUUGGUCUUCCUCAAUGCGCUGUCCGGUGAAGGUGCCGACCGAACGGAGCUGUACAACACUGACCAAGACGCCAUGGUCAACACAGUUGCAGACAACUGCAACAACACGGUUGUCGUGCUUAACACCGUCGGGCCCAGACUCGUGGACCAGUGGAUCGAGCAUGACAACGUCACUGCUGUUCUCUACGGAUCUCUCCUCGGUCAAGAGUCCGGUAACUUCAUGGCGGAUGUCCUGUACGGCGACGUGAACCCAUCUGGCCGGUUGAUCUAUUCGCUUGCCAAGAACGAAAGCGACUAUAAUGUUGAUCUGUGCUAUACUUCUCAGUGUUUACCUCGACUACCGCUACUUCGACGCCAACAACAUCACCGCUCGCUACCCUUCGGCCACGGACUGUCCUACACUAGCUUCUCCUACUCUAACCUGAAUGUCCACGAUCCCUCACCCCUCUCCAAAUACCCGACGGGCGCCCACUCUGUCGGCGGAGACAGCGACCUAUGGGAUACAGUCGGCAAGGUCUCGGUUACAGUGAAAAAUACCGGCUCUGUCGAUGGUGCCGAAGUGCCUCAACUAUAUCUUGGAUUUCCUCAGGCUGCGGGUCAGCAUGUUCGCCAGCUCCGUGGGUUCAAGAGAGUUGAAAUCAAAGCGGGAAAGAAUGAGAAAUUUGAUUUUAGCCUAAGACGCAGAGAUCUAUCCUACUGGGAUGUGAAGGCUCAGAAGUGGGCUGUUGCGCAGGGUGAAUACAAGGUAUUUGUUGGAGCCAGCUCGAGGGACCUCAAGCUGAAGGGACGUUUCACGGUGAGGGAUAAGCCUAUGCUCUGA
Aspergillus affinis is the source of this 2340-nucleotide messenger RNA. RefSeq names its product putative beta-glucosidase D. Gene Ontology annotation, biological process: glucan catabolic process. The record is from RefSeq and is a predicted model, not a curated record. The transcript has 4 exons. The coding region runs from base 1 to 2340 and encodes 779 amino acids. Lineage: Eukaryota; Fungi; Ascomycota; Eurotiomycetes; Eurotiales; Aspergillaceae. Gene Ontology annotation, molecular function: beta-glucosidase activity.